UUUUUUUGACGGCCGGGACCUGUGAUUUUCUUCUGUGAUUUGUGGGUUACCCUGUCCCUGACUUUACCACCAAAUAAACCGUGCAAAUUUCAUUUUCGGCCCAUUUUAACAUCGUCUAAAGAAUACACAAGCACAAUGGCAAAGCUAGCGGCUAAGCUACCGGAAUUGAGCAAAAUGGCCAUCGAAUAUGCGAAACCCAGAAUCGCGUUGUUUGUAAAAUACGCUAAAGUAGAACUAGUACCUCCUACGCCGGCCGAAAUUCCGCAAAUACGCUCCGGUAUUGGUAAAAUUAUUUCCGGAGCGAAAUCGGGUGCGUGGAGGCAGACCCCCGUCAAGGAAGCAUGGUUAAAUACGUUGGUCACCGUUGAAGUUUUAUGUUGGUUUUUCGUUGGCGAAUGUAUUGGAAAACGUCACAUUGUAGGUUACAAAGUGUAAAAAAUUUGCGUAAAUUGUAGAUAAAUUGGUUGUCAAUCAUGUAAUGUUAGCUCCUAUCAUCGGAGGAAUAUAAAUAAAACCCUAUGGAAACAAAA
Photinus pyralis (common eastern firefly) is the source of this 530-nucleotide messenger RNA. RefSeq names its product ATP synthase subunit g, mitochondrial (gene ATPsynG). Lineage: Eukaryota; Metazoa; Arthropoda; Insecta; Coleoptera; Lampyridae. The transcript is spliced from 2 exons. Gene Ontology annotation, molecular function: proton transmembrane transporter activity. The coding region runs from base 136 to 435 and encodes 99 amino acids. The record is from RefSeq and is a predicted model, not a curated record. Gene Ontology annotation, biological process: proton motive force-driven ATP synthesis.